GGCUCCGAUUUAACCUGCGACGGCGGUGGCGGCGACGGCGGCGGCAGGGGGAAAGAUGGAGACCCUGAAAGACAAGACCCUGGAGGAGCUGGAGGAGAUGCAGAAUGACCCGGCGGCCAUCGAGCGGCUGGCCCAAGACUUCCCUGAGGUCCAGGACCUGCAGCUGGAGCGGGAGAUGGCACUGGCCACCAACCGGAGCCUGGCUGAGCAGAACCUGGAGUUCCAGGGUCCCCUGGAGAUCAGCCGCUCGAACCUCUCGGACAAGUACCAGGAGCUCCGGAAGCUGGUGGAGCGGUGCCAGGAGCAGAAGGCAAAGCUGGAGAAAUUUUCUUCAGCACUGCAGCUCGGGGCCUUGCUGGACCUUCUGCAGAUAGAAAGCAUGAAGACUGAAGAAGAGGCUGAGGCCAUGGCUGAGAAGUUCCUGGAGGGCGAGGUGCCCUUGGACACGUUUCUGGAGAACUUCUCCUCUGUGAGGAUGCUGUCCCAUCUGCGCCGGGUUCGCGUGGAGAAGCUCCAGGAUGUGAUGAGGAAGCCCAGGGCCUCCCUGGAGCUGGCUGGGGGCGCCCCUCCUCCCCGCCCGCCUCCCCCAUCUCUCCCGGGCCCCCAGGCGACGCCCCCUGUCGCCGAAGAUCAGCAGCCUCCGGAGGUCCCUCCCUACCCGUUGCCCUACAGCCCCUCUCCAGGCUUGCCCGUGGGCCCCACCGCCCAAGGGGUGCUCCCGCCGGCCCCGUUCCCUGUGGUGUCCCAGCCCUCUUUUUCCUACAGCGGGCCUGUGGGUCCCCCGUACCCGUCAGCCCAGCCAGGACCCAGGGCUGCCACAGGCUACUCCUGGUCCCCACAGAGGAGCACGCCUCCCCGGCCGGCCUAUCCCGUGGCCCCCACUGGUGCCUCCGGCCCUGGGUACCCCGUGGCGGGGGGCCGGGUCCUCGGUCCUGGUUAUCCUCAACAGCCCCCCUACCUCUCAACAGGAGGAAAACCUCCGUACCCCACGCAGCCCCAGCCAUCAGGCCCCCUUCAGUCGCCCUAUCCCCCUGGGCCUGCCCCUCCCUAUGGGUUUCCACUGCCUCAGGGUCCUGCCUGGCCUGGGUAUUAG
Messenger RNA from Lipotes vexillifer (Yangtze River dolphin), 1093 nucleotides. It is a transcript of the gene VPS37C, whose product is annotated as VPS37C subunit of ESCRT-I. The transcript has 5 exons. Gene Ontology annotation, biological process: ubiquitin-dependent protein catabolic process via the multivesicular body sorting pathway; protein targeting to membrane; protein targeting to vacuole. The record is from RefSeq and is a predicted model, not a curated record. Bases 56 to 1093 code for a protein of 345 amino acids. Gene Ontology annotation, cellular component: ESCRT I complex. NCBI's taxonomy places the organism in Eukaryota, Metazoa, Chordata, Mammalia, Artiodactyla, Lipotidae.